GUUCAUGCCUAGGCUAGCAUUGACAUAUCGUUACUGACUAUAGGAUUGUUUAGUCGGGCACGUUUCAAUUAAGUCUAUUCCGGAAUUAUUCCUGAUAUCUUCGAUACAUGUAGUGUCCAUGUGAAAUUUUUCUCGGAUUAAGUAAUGUCUAUAUCAUGUGCUGGAUGCGGUGGUCCCAUAGUAGAGAAAACUCUGUUAAAUGCAAUCGAUCGGUUUUGGCACACUUCCUGUUUGAAUUGUUCUUGUUGUGGUCUACGGCUUGAUGAAUUAGGACCUUCCGUUUUUGUUCGCUCAAAUAUGCUGUUAUGUCGACAAGAUUACCUUAAACUGUUUGGCCUAUCAGGAACAUGCGCCAAAUGUCGAGUUCAAAUUCCUCCAGAUGAAUUGGUGAUGAGAUGUCAAGACAAAGUCUAUCAUGUGAACUGUUUUUGUUGUACUCACUGUCAUUCUCUGUUGCACCCCGGUGAUAAAGUGUGUUUUAUGGAUGGCAAUUUAUUUUGUGAGCAUGAAUUCCCUCAUUUGUUUUCUGGGCCUCCCAAACUGACUUCACUAAGAUUAACAUCAUCUUCUGCAAGUCCUUGUACUUCUAAUGAUUCUGAUAUUAGUCGUGGCCAAAUGACCAUUGAGUUACAAACAAAAAUGAAUGGUGUUUCAUCUUCUAGAUCUUUCAAUAUAAAUCCCGCGUCUUUAGAGCAGCAGCAACAACAGCCAUCUGGUGCUUUGCCAAAUAAACUCAUAUUUUCCCAAUCCGAUAUUUUAUCAUCACUCAGUCCUCAUCCAUCCAGUCCAAUUAUGUCAUUUCCUAAUAAUAUGCAACCAAAUCAAGAUAAUAAUCAGCAACUUGUGCAACACGGGUUUUAUGUUACAGACGUUGAGCAACCGUUCGGUGACACAUCUAGUGUACAAAACUCAUCCGAAAAACCUUUGAAAUCAUCAAUGAUUAACACGACAAAUGAGACAACUAAUGGUCGUAAAAAACAACAAAAACGUGUACAAUUAUGAUCAAGUGGAUUAUAAUAAACUAGCAUAUUGACACAUCAUUAUACUAUUGGAUUGCGCUUUUAAUUAUAGAGGUCUGGAUCGUAAAUUUACCACUAUCUAUUUUCAAUCAGUAUACACACUCUGUAGUCUGUCUAAUUCAUCUUCGUGAAGAAGUAUGAAAUUCCAGCUUUACACAUCUGUAAUUAGGGGAUUUAAUUUAGUUUGACAUUUUAUAAAGUAGAUAACCGUCGUUGCCCUGCGCUCCGUGUUUGUUAAGCUUGAAAGACUAUAUUGUGAUUGGUCCUUUAGAACCACAAUUCUUUUCGCCAAUUUUUCAAAAUUUUCUUAAUGUAAGAAUUGAACGUUUAUCUUUUUCUGUUUCGUUUUUGUAAUAAAAACUUCACUAGACUAUUUGGAAAUAUGUACUAUCAAUUAAGACGUUCAAUAUUCAUUAUUCUUUGCUAUAACAGUUUGUACAAAUAUUUUUUGUUCUAUCUUUAAUCCUGUUCAGAUAAAUAAGUGCUUAAAUCUCAUGUUUUAGAGAACUGA
This is a messenger RNA of Schistosoma haematobium, 1530 nucleotides long. RefSeq names its product LIM domain only 4. The record is from RefSeq and is a predicted model, not a curated record. The coding region runs from base 145 to 1002 and encodes 285 amino acids. Lineage: Eukaryota; Metazoa; Platyhelminthes; Trematoda; Strigeidida; Schistosomatidae. The transcript is spliced from 4 exons.